AAAAGCGUCUCUGAUGCGGUUUGGUUUGUUUUUCAGACGCGCAGCGCGUUGACUACAUAAGCCCGCAUAUAGGAAGCGUCAAUGGAGGAACGAGAAUCACCAUAUUCGGAGAAGGUUUUGCCCAGGAGAGACAGUUCCAGCUGAAUCCAACCAACCCGAACUUUGGCAACCAUGUGACCAUGGUGUCGGACACCUUGUCCGUCCCCUGUGACGUGGAGAGAGACUCCACACACGCCAAUCAGAUCAUGUGUUACAGCAGGCCCAUGCCGAGUGGUCAGUAUGUGGUCCAUGUCAGUGUGGACGGUGUCCCCUUUCCUGACAGCAGUAUAUGCAGAGGGGCGUACAAACCUUAUCACUGCAGCUUCUAUACUGUCUGGUAUCGCACGCCUACCAUCUACUCCCUGAGUCCAGUCAGUGGUCCCCCAGGCACCUUGGUGACCAUACGAGGACGAAUCUACACUGACGUAUACGGAAGCAACACGCAGAAGAGCUCCAAUGGCCUCAACGUCAGAUUUCUGAGAUCCUACAUGGGCGGGAUGCCAUGCGAGCUGCUCAAACUGAACUCAGAUGAACUAUAUAACCUCCGCCUGGACUCUGAAUCUUCUCAUUGGGGGUACAUGAGCUGCAAAAUGACGGGGACGUACGUUGGGCAUCACAACUUGAGUUACAUUCUUGAUGAUAGUUUUGGAAGGAGUUUACCAGACAAGAAACUGUACAGGGUUUCAGGUUUGGACAAGCUCUCCAUGUUUCAGACCUUUGCUGAGGUGACCGGAGUGUCUCCAUCCAAGGGCAGUGUCCUGGGUGGAACCCUGCUGACCGUCCACGGCCGCUUCUUCGACCAAACCGAUCGCCCAGCUCGUGUUCUCGUUGGAGGCCUGCCUUGUGAAAUUCAGAGUGUGUCUGAUGACAGAAUUACAUGCAGGACUGCCAGGCACAUUAUGAACAACAACAUGACAGUCUACCCAGGUGGAAGAGGCUUGAAAAUGGAGGUGUGGAACGACACAAGACCCCGUACCCUACCUGACAUUCGCAACUACAAUGAGAACACAACUGGAUACUGGACGCAGUGGACCGACUCCAUGCCCCAAGUCUUUCCUCUUGAGUUGAAUUAUUUCAGCACAAGAUCCACAGGCUUCUUUGUCCCUCCGACCAGCGGCAACUACACGAUUUACCUUCAGUGUGAUGACCGAUGUGAGCUGUACCUCAGUAACUCCAGCCGCCCAGAAGAUAAGGUUAAAGUUGCUUACCAGCCAUAUUAUGUGAGAGAAAUCACAAGUCUGGACUCACAGAAGUCUGAAGUAAUGGCCCUUGAGGGGGGGAAAUACUACUACCUGGAACUUCUGCAUCAAGAAUACGGCGGUGCAGCUACUUUCAACAUUGCCUUGUUCAAAGAGGAGAGUUCCUUUACAGAAGAGCAGACAGACGAUGCCGUCAACGAGGUUCAGCACAUCGUGGCUGAUUAUGAUGUGUUCGAUGAGGAACAGGUGCUAACCUUUCAAUCCUGGCCUAGCAAUGUUGCUGUAGUCAAAGAGGUCCAGAAGAUUACUGUCAGCAGCGACUGUUCCAGCAGUCUUUGUGGGAGCACCUUCUAUAGUCUGGGCUACGGAGCUGCACAAACUGAACCCAUUCCAGUCAGUGCCUCAGCAGCUAUGGUGGAAGCAGCUUUGAACAACCUUUGGUCCAUCAAACCUGACACGGUCCAAGUCACAAAACAGGACCAUAGCCAAGGAUCUCACUACACAGUCACAUUCGAUUCUGACAGAGGGGAUUUCGAACCUCUUCACUAUGAGGUUUUUGGCUUCGACACCAACAUAACUGUUACUGAAGUUACAAAGGGGAGGAGCAACAUGAAGACCUUCACUUUGCUCUGGGCGGGAAUCCCAACAAAGCCCAUCGCCUACAAUGCAACUGAGUCUGAGGUGCAGUCGGCUCUGGAGGACAUGAUGAAAGCCGAGUGUCCUGGUGAGAUCCUGACCGAGGAAGGUGCUGAUGUGACGUACUUCAAUGACUAUGAACAUGACAACUCUCAGUUCAAUAGCGCCCAGGAAGGGACUCCAGUGAAAUACUCUGGUUUCUGUGGUCAGUGGUCGCUGAAGAACGCUGAGGUUCUUUUCAAAGACAGUUACACCAAAGAGUCUGGUGGCACCUACGGACCAGUUUCAUUGGACAGGCAUCCCAUGCUUUGUUUUGCAUACAAGGGAAUGUUGAAGAAUCAAGUCGGGGUGAAGUUCACUUAUGUCAACAGCCAAGGCAAAACCACAACAGAGACCGCAACCAUCAAUACUCUCUUCACUCAGAGCCACAAAUGGAGUUACAAAUGCAUCGACUUGCAGAGUUCCCUGCAGGCAGAAUACAUUGGAAGCAGAUACAGUAUGCUGGAGUUCUACCUCUACAAAGACCCGUCUGGUGUAGAUUUCUAUGUGGACGCUGUUCACAUCGGAAAGAAUCCCACCGCGAGUGAUGAGAACGCUGUUCCCCACAAGAGGAGGCCUCCACCUUUUGAGAGCUCUGGUCAUUCCUUCGAGGUGAUCGCUGUUAGCAAAGACACAUCAAGUGGUUCACAGAUCAGCUACGAGAUCAAAGCAACACCAUUUGAAUGUGCCUUUGGGUUCCCACUGCUGGGAGUCGGCUUCCUGCAGAUGUCCAACAGCAGCGAGGACAUGACCGAGUACAGCGAGGGAGCGGCCACCGUCACUGUCACUCGUCCUCACAGAGCAACUCCUCCUCUGAAUGGCUCCUUUGAUGUGGAGAUUUAUGGAGGCCGAGCUGAAGGUCUGUCAGUGGACAUCAGCGAGGAGGAUCUGAAAUACGCUCUCGAGGGAAUCGCAGGCAUGGGUCAGGUCAGCGUUAAAUGGCAGGGAAGCUGCAGACGCCCCAAGUGGAGGGUCGAGUGGCUUACUAAUCCUGGAGACCAGCCUCUGAUGCAGGUUGAUGGCUCGUCAGUUGUCGGGGGAAACGUAGAUAUGCAAGUCCGUGAGAAGAAGAAGGGAGGAUUGCUGAUGCGAAGCCUAUCAGGAGACCUCUUUCGUGUCUGUGAAACCAAACCACAGGUGGAGGUUUACAUCAAUGGCAUUCCCUCCAAGUGCUCUGGUGACUGUGGGUUUGAAUGGUCUGAGGACAGCACUCCGGUUGUGACUGGAAUCAGCCCAUCUCAAGGAUCUGAUGGCCUGGGGACUCUUUUGACUAUCACUGGGACUGGCUUCAGCAGUGAAAAUGCCUCCAUCUUUGUGGGAGAGGCCAGGUGCCAUGUUGAACAGAUCACCGCUACCACUCAGGUGUGCAGACUGGGCAGUGCCAGCGCUGGUACCUACCCUGUGUGGGUCAGCUUCCCCUCUUUGGGGAAUUCACGCUACGAAGACGGCAACAUGCUCCACUUCACGUAUCAGCUCGUUGUUUCUUCUUUCUCUCCGCUCUCUGGAAGUGUAGCAGGAGGCACACUGCUGACACUGAGAGGUUUUGGCUUCAGUCAGAACACCGCGGUUGCUGUCGGCAGUGAGGAGUGCGCAGUGGUCCAUGCCAGUGCCGUUGAGCUGAAAUGUAGAACUCCAGCAGGAGCUGCAGGAUCACAGACCGUCACAGUGAUGGUGGGAAACAUGAGUCAGACAGCCAGCAGCUCUUUCACCUAUGAUACUAACCUCACGCCACAGAUCUCAUCCCUGAGUCCCAGCACCACUACUGUGAUUGGACAUCGAGUUCUCUCCAUCCAGGGUUCAAACCUGGGAGUACUGGCCAAUGACAGCAUGGUUUUCGUAGGCGGGGAGGAGUGCGUCACCGUGCAAUGGACACCGACCAACAUCACCUGUCUUCUCCCUGUGCUGCCGCCUGGCCUGCACAGGGUGGAUGUACAGGUUGGAAACAAUGGCUACCCGCAGUCAAGCGGUGUGAACACCACCGUUGAAUACAUCCUGGAAGUCCACAGCAUCUCUCCACUGUUCGGCUCUUUAAUGGGAGGAACCAGGCUGACUAUUUCUGGAUCUGGUUUCAGCAACAAUGCCUCCGACAACAAAGUCUCCAUCGGACGAGCCGAGUGCGAAGUCAGGGCCGCCUCGGAGAACGAGCUGCAGUGUGUUAUGCAGUCGGAGGAGGAGACCCACAUUGUCACCAACCAGGGAUCUCACCACAUUUAUGGACAGGGAUAUGCAUGGAGUCCUUCCUCACUGACGGUGUUCGUUGGAGACACAGUAUGGUGGCGCUGGGAGGCUCCACAAUUCCAGAGUGUCGGGUACCGGGUCUACAGUGUGUCCAGCCCAGGUAGCACCACCUACGAAGGGGGUCCAUUCAACAGUGGAGACACCAAGACUGCCAAAGGGUCUUUCAGCUAUCGAUUCACUGCGCCUGGUGUGUAUUACUACAGCAGUGGCUACAUAGAUGAAGCCAAUGCCAGACUGUUGCAGGGAGUGGUGCGAGUCAUGCCACGGGAUGAUAAGAGCAGCAGGAUUUCUGUCAGCGUGGGAGGCGUGGAGGCCAGAUAUGUGCCAGGAGGUUCCCGUCGUAUUUCCAGAGAAGCACAACAAUGCGUUGCCUCCUCGCCAUGCCAACAGACCAAUGAGACUUCAGACGGCCUAACCUUCAGUACCGCCGCCUGCACCACCCCCACGGUCCACUCCAUCUCUCCCAAUCAGGGGUCAUACCACCAGGUCAUCCACAUUCAGGGCACUGGAUUCAGCGACACUGCCUGCGCUAUUGAGGUGACAGUCGGAGGUCAGCCCUGUCAGGUGAUCAACAGCACUCACUCUGAGAUCAACUGCCGUCUCAGCUACGACAGCGAACUUCCCAUCGGUGUCGCUCACCCCGUGGCCGUCAGGGUCAACAACCUCGGCGAUGCCGUCAUCGCUGUACCAAAUGAGCUCGGCCGCCGUUUUGUGCUUCUGCCUGUGGUCGAUUUGGUCUCACCUCCCAUCGGCAGCCCCACCGGCCACACACGCCUCUUCAUCCACGGCUCCGGUUUUUCGCAAGGACAAGUGACUGUCGCCAGUGAGCCGUGCGCUGUCGUGUCAGUCAAUUACACUUGUAUCACCUGCGACACCUCUCCUUCUCAGCCUCACGCCGGUGACGUUGUCUUCCACGUGGGCAGCAUCCAAAGCUCCUGUCAUUCAAACUGCUCCUUCAUGUACUCUUCCUCCGUCACUCCCACGGUCACCGGUAUUUCCCCCGAGAGCAUCAGCGAUCCAACCACCGUCACCAUCUCUGGCUCAGGGUUUGGCAGCCGCGUGGAUGGCGUGGCCGUGUUUGCGAGCAGCAGGGAGCUGGAAGUGACCGCCGUGACUGAUGACAGCAUUUCACUGAGGGUCAGCGCUCUGCCUGCUGGCGACCACCCAGUCACAGUGAUUGUGAGAAGUAAAGGCCUUGCCUCCGGUUCCAUCGCCCUGAGCAGCCUUGCCCAAGCCUCCCUCAGCCCCAGUGUGGGCAGCCUGGCAGGAGGAACCUCUCUUGUCUUCAGUGGGAACGGCUUUGCUCCAGGGGACACCAGCGUGACGGUCGGCGGCCAACCCUGCCAGAUCCAGGAGGUGACGCCGGGUUUGCUCCGCUGCCUGACGCCUCCUCACAGCGAGGGACAGGUGACCGUCGUCAUCCAGGUCUUUUCAUUGUCGUAUCCUCCUCUCAGCUUCACCUACUCCGCAGCCCACACUCCUGUCAUCAGCUCCAUCAGUCCCACCACUGGGCCGAGCGGCGCGGUCGUCACGCUGACAGGUGCAGGAUUUGGCACCGACUCCCAGCUCGUCUCGGUCACCAUAAACCACGUCUCCUGCAACGUGUCCACUGUGUCCGACACACAGGUUGAGUGCACUGCAGGAGACAACCCAGGGGGGGCGUACCCAGUCGUGCUGCAUCACCAGGUCAAAGGUCAUGCCCAGUCAAAUGUCAUGUUCACGUAUGAGCUGACGCUGAGCGGCGUGCAGCCUAACGAGGGCAGUUUCGGUGGCGGUGCUCUGCUGUCCGUGCACGGUUCUGGGUUUGACCCUCACAACUCCACUGUGACGAUCUGCGGGGAGGAGUGUUUAGUUCACAGAGAAAUGUCGACAUCCAGCCGCUUGUACUGCAGGUCUCCGUUCAACAACAGCACUCAGUCGGAGCUGAGCUGCGUGGUCGCUGUCCAUAACCAGCUGGAUGCCGUCGACAUAUCAAAUGGCUUCACCUACAAAUCUCAGUUGACUCCGGUGAUCAGUGAUGUGUCUCCACGCAGGGGAGGCACUGCUGGAGGCACCCGGCUCACAAUCGCUGGCUCCGGUUUCAGCGCCAACAUGAAUGAAGUCAACGUGACCAUCGCGGGGUCUGUGUGUGACGUCCAGUCCACCAACAGCACACACAUCAUCUGUGUGACAAACGCUCAGCGACAGUCUCAGGAAACCAAAGUCAGAGUCAGCAUCGGAAACCAAGGCAUCGCCAGGAUGGACAAUGCAGAUUUCUUCUACAUUGACGUGUGGUCGUCCAGGUUCACGUGGGGUGGUCUCUCUCCGCCCGAAAAGGGCUCAUUUGCCGUCAUCACUAAAGGCCAAACCAUCCUGCUAGACGUCAGCACCCCAGUGCUGAAAAUGCUGCUCAUUCAAGGGGGGACGUUGCUGUUUGACGAAGCUGACAUCGAGCUGCAGGCAGAGAACAUCCUGAUCACAGACGGCGGACGACUCCAGAUUGGCCAGGAGGGGGCGCCAUUCCAGCACAAAGCCAUCAUCACACUUCACGGAAACUUGCGCUCACCUGAACUUCCUGUUUAUGGAACCAAGACGCUGGCUGUCAGAGAGGGAGUGCUGGACCUGCAUGGUAUUCCAGUUCCCGUCCCCUGGACCCACUUGGCCCAGACGGCGACCAGUGGCUCCGUCACACUGACCCUGAUGAAGGCAGUCACGUGGAAAGCUGGAGAUGAAAUCGUGAUUGCAUCUACUGGUCACAGGCACAGCCAGAGAGAAAACGAGGUGAGAAAGAUCGCUGCAGUGUCAGCCGAUGGCAUGACUCUGACACUGACUGAACCACUCGAGUACACUCACCUCGGGGUGACCGUCACACUGCCCGAUGGGACGAAGUUUGAGGGCCGAGCUGAGGUGGGUCUCCUCACCAGGAACAUCGUGGUACGAGGCUCACAACACCAAGAAUGGAACGACCAGAUCGAAGCCUGUCCCGAUGGCUUCAACACAGGUGAAUUCACCACCCAAACGUGUUUCCAGGGAAGGUUUGGAGAAGAAGUCGGCAGCGAUCAGUUUGGAGGUUGCAUCAUGUUCCACGCUCCCAGACCAAAUGAGAAUCUUGCCAUCGGCAGACUGGAAUAUGUUGAGGUCUUCCAUGCAGGACAGGCCUUUAGGCUGGGACGUUAUCCCAUCCACUGGCAUCUGAUGGGAGACAUCAACUACAAGUCAUAUGUGAGGGGUUGUGCUAUCCAUCAAACAUUCAACAGGGCCGUAACCAUUCACAACACGCACCGGCUGUUGGUGGAGCACAAUGUCAUCUACAACAUUAUGGGUGGUGCCUUCUUCAUUGAGGACGGCAUUGAGACAGAAAACAUCCUGCAGUAUAACCUGGCUGUGUUUGUCAAACAAAGCACCAGUCUGCUGAACGACGACGUCACUCCUGCGGCCUACUGGGUCACCAAUCCCAACAACAUCAUCCGCCACAACGCUGCUGCGGGGGGCACCCACUUCGGCUUCUGGUACCGCAUGCAUGAGAACCCCGAUGGCCCAUCUUUUGACAGGAACAUCUGCCAGAAGAGGGUUCCCCUGGGUGAAUUUUACAAUAACACUGUCCACUCUCAGGGGUGGUUCGGACUUUGGAUCUUCGCAGACUAUUACCCCAUGAAGGAUGGAGGCUGCCGCUCCAGAAAACCUGAACCUGCUGUCUUCCGCUCACUCACCACCUGGAACUGCGAGAAAGGUGCUGAGUGGGUCAACGUGGGCGCCGUGCAAUUCAACGGGUUCAUCAUGGUCAACAAUGAGAAAGCCGGCAUUGAAGCCAAGCGCAUCUUUCAGUGGGCUGUGAGUGGCUUUGGAGAGGAUGGAGGGGCGACGGUGUCCAACAGCACCAUCGUGGCUCACGUGGAUGAGCUCGAACUGGGAGCCGACUAUUGCACACGCCGAGGCGUCAUCGCACCAUUGGACGAUGGCCUGAGUGUCCUUAACACCAAGUUCAUCAACUUCAAUCGCGGCUCUUGUUCAGCCAUUGGGGUCGCCUCAAUCGACGGGACGUGUGUGGAUCGGUGUGGUGGUUGGGCUGUCAGGUUUGCUGGUAUCGAGUACUUGAACUCACCCAACAAGGCUGGCUUCAGGUGGGAGCAUGAGGUGCAGCUGGUAGACACUGAUGGCUCCCUCACAGGAAAUAUCAACCACAAAGUCGUGCCAGCGAGCCCCUUGCUGGACUCUGCUCACUGUUUCCCGAGUGCCGAGUGGAGCGUGGGUUUCCCCGGUGCUGUGUGCGACCAUACCGUCAACUUCCAUCGCCUGGCGUUCAACAAUCCAUCACCGACAUCUCUGCAGGCCAAGGAUGUCAUCCUAACCAACUCACAUGGCACCAGUGUGAUUCCUUAUCUGAAGAAGAGAAUGACUCACAAGUUAGGUUGGAUGGCCAUGCUGCCCUCUGGACAAACAUACAACUGGUUCUUUAACGACAUGGACCACCUCACCAACAUCACUUACAGUGCAAAAUUCUACGGCUUCAAGUCAGAUCAAUAUGUGAUCAUCAACCACAACUUCACCCAGAGUCCAGACAAGUUCAACAUCAUCGAUGAGAGGAACGGCUCAUCCACACCGCUCACCUUCGGUGAUAACAACAACGGGGACUGGUACUUUGACGACAGCUCCAACAACCUCUACUACAUCAUAUCUGGGAAGACGAGCCAGCGUCGGCGUCGUGACAGCGUUGAUCGCUCCAUGAUGGACUCCGUGGUGAACUUGAGAGUCUUCCGCUGCUUCUACCCCAACUGCAUCCCACCCACACCACCGCCUCCAGCCACGCUCGCCCCCUUACCCACCGGCCGCCCUGACGACUUCAUUCUGUGGUCUAAUUCCUCCUUCUGGGAAAGUUCAGCUGAAAAUAACUUCACUGCACCAACAGAGGGCGCUGAUGUGGUCAUCCCAUCAGGAACGUGGGUUGUUUUGGACAGCAACACUCCUCCCCUCAACAAGCUGACGGUCGUCGGAGUCCUAGAGAUUCCCGACACCAUGAACAGCUCGUCCAGCAGACAGGUUCGGGCCGCACCUGAAUACAACACCGUGGUGCUGGACGCCGUGUACAUCUCUAUCCAGGGCGGCAGGCUGGUUGCAGGACGGGAUGACGAUCCCUUCAGAGGUCGGCUGCACAUCAAACUGAGAGGGAACCACCGCACACCUGACUGGCCUCUGCCUAACGGACCCAACCAGGGAUCCAAAGUCCUAGGAGUGUUUGGCACUCUGGAGCUCUAUGGACAACCUCACAAUGUUUACCACACCAAACUCGCUGCCACCGCCGCUGCUGGAUCCGACACUCUGACCCUGACGCAGUCCGUGGACUGGCAGGUUGGAGAUGAGGUUGGCAUCUCCACCACCAGCUACAACCCAUGGGAGACAGAAAAACGCCAGGUCACCGCCGUGUCAGCCGACGGCCGCGUGCUGACCCUGGACCGGCCUUUGACCCACACCCACAUCGGUGAGACUCACUCUGUCUCAGGUACGUCGUUCUCCUACACGCUGGCGGCCGAUGUUGGUCUCCUGACCAGAAACAUUAAGAUCAUCGGUCAGGAGUAUCCAGAGAUGAUGCAGGAGUCGUUCGGAGCCAGACUUCUGGUGGGCAGCUACUCCUGGGCUGGAAUCGAUUACAAAGGCCAAGCUCAGAUCAGGAACGUGGAGUUUUUCCACUCUGGCCAGGAAGGCUGGACUGACUACAGCGACCCUCGUUACUCUGUGGCCUUCCUCAACCUGGGAGAGGUUUCAGGAGACGAGUCGUACAUUCAGGGAUGUGCUUUCCACGACGGCUUCUCUCCAGCCAUCGGAGUCUUUGGGACAGAGGGACUGAACGUGGACGAUAACGUCGUCCACCACACGGUGGGAGAAGGUAUCAGAAUCUGGGGCGACAAGGUAACAGUGAGGAGGAACCUGGUGAUGAUGACGCUGUGGCCUGGAUCAUAUCAGGACAGAGAGGAGCCCUUCAACUACGCCUGGAACGCUGCCAUCGAGGUCAACGAGGGCACAAACGUUGUGCUGCAGCAUAACAUCGUGGCGGGUUACGAGAGAGUCGCUUAUCGCAUCGAUGGUGAACCGUGUCCAGGGUAUUUGAACGAGAAUGAGAAGUGGAUGCACAACGAGGCUCACGGCGGUCUGUUCGGAGUCUACCUGAACAAAGACGGUUUGCCCGGCUGCAGCCUCAUCCAGAACUUCUUCGUCUGGAGGAGCUUUGACUACGGCAUCUACUUCCAGACCAUCAUGAACAUUAUUGUUUCCAACGUGACCCUGGUGGACAACGGGAUGGGCGUCAUGUCUCUCAUCUUCGCUCCGCCCUCUCUCUCUCACGCAUACGCCGACAAAACUGCACACAUUCAGAAUGCCUUGAUUGUUGGGAGCAGCCCGAACUUCAACUGUUUGGACACUGUGCCGUCCAGUGACUUCAAUAUUAUCAACAGCAAUGACCAUCGAGCACCAAGACCUCUCAAUGGUGGCAGAUCUGGAAUUUGCUGGCCGACUUUUGGAUCUGGACACAAUACAGCUCCAAAGAAGCCCCAUCAUAAGAACAACAACUACAACGCCAUCAAAGGACUGAUGACAGUCAAAGACACGACAUUUGCAGGUUUCGGAAAUGUCUGCUCAAGCGAGACAGACUUCAUGUUCAUGACCAACCCAAUCAACGAGGACCUGCAGCACCCUGUGUAUGUUUCAGGCAUAAAGAUGGUUGACAGCACAGAGGAGGCCAAAGUCUUCAUCCACAGGCCUGAUGUGAGUAAAGCGAACCCGGCUGACUGUGUGGACAUGGACUGCGACGCCAAGAAGAAGAGCUUGCUGAAGGACUUGGACGGCUCGUUCCUGGGUGCAGUGGGAACUGUGGUGCCCCAGUCUGAGUAUGAGUGGGACGGCGAUCCCAGGAGAGGGCUGGGCGACUACCGCCUCCCCAAAGUCAUGCUCACUUUCCCCAACGGCAGCCGCAUCCCUGUGAACCAGAUUGCUCCACACAAAGGUGUGAUCAGGAAAAACUGUGUGUACAUGAGUACCUGGCAGAGCUACAAGUGUUUCGGGCUGAACUACAGGAUGCUGGUGAUCGAGAGUCUUGACGCCGACACAGAGACAAGGCGUCUGUCCCCCGUCGCUGUCCUCGGAGACGGCUUUGUGGAUCUGAUCAACGGUCCUCAGGAUCACGGCUGGUGUUCGGGUUACACCUGCCAGAAGAGAGUGUCUCUCUUCCACAGCAUCGUGGCCACUGGUCACUCCUUCGACGUCUUCUUCACCAGCGUCAGCCCUCAGAAACUUCGCCUCAUGAUGCUCCACGCUGAUCCAUCCGAGAGUAUCGUGGUCUCAGUCUUCUACUCCAAGCCACAGCGGUUGGAUGUGUACGUGGACAACAAGCUGGUCGCUCCGACUAACGCUGAGUGGAACGCUGACAGCACCGACUACACCCUGAAGAGGCCCAUUUAUGCAGGUCAGUAUGUCCCCAAAAUGAAUGCCACUUUGGGAACCAACUACUUCGACCAGGAGUACAAGAUGCUGAAGGUCUUGGUGAGAGGCUCCAAUCCAGUGGAGAUCCGAACAGCCCCGGUUCUCUUCCUUGCCUUUGAGCUGCCCGCCAUGACUGAGGACGAGUUCUUUGGAGACAACCUGGUGCAGAACCUUGCUGUGUUCCUCAAAGUUCCCCCGAAUAUGAUUAGAAUCACCAACAUCAUCCGAGAGGAUGCAGGCGCACGGCGCAGGAAGAGGUCGACGGGCCUGAAGGUGGAGAUCGAGAUCAAGAAGCCUCCAGUCCAGCAAACCACAAACACCACCAAUGAUGAGGAGGACUUUGCGUUGUUGAAGAAUAUUGCUGAUGAUCUGGGUCAGGCGGCAGUUUCCGGAAAUCUCAGCAAGUCCAUCGGCUUCAACGUGUCUUCUAUGGGCAUCGUUCCUCCGCCUCCUCCAUCAUCUGACCCCAGCUGGAAUGAGGAGGCCUCUUCAGAAGUGACAAGGGAGGAGCCCAAAGUGAGCUACGUGUCCAGCGUGGAAAACCUGCUGCUGGUGGUGGAGCCGAUAGCUGGGGAGUUUGUGGGUCCUCUGUACCAGCAGCCCAGGCUCAUGGCUGUGGACAAGCAGGGUAACUGUGUCUCUGUGGGCGUGACGACUCUCACUGUAACAGCCAGCCUGAAGGACUCGAGCGGGAACAGCGUAGGCGGACUGGACGGAAACACCACCAUCCUGUUCAGCACCUGCUGGGCAAACUUCACCGACCUGUCGAUUCUCAACAGUGGUGAGAAACUCUCCAUGGUCUUCACCCUGAAGGAGUGGGGCACUGAGUCACGCAGCUUCACGGUCAAAAACACUCCAACCACCCCAGUGACCAGCACCGACGGGAACUUCACGUCCAGCCCCUACACCCCGACCACCGACGAUCCAAAGGUCACCACCGACAACAGCAUCUUCGGCUCCAGCACCGCCGUGUCGGCCGGCAGUCUGUGUCUGAUGAGCGUCAUCUACGCUGUGGCCUGCUGCUUCUAUGGCUUCCCCUUUUACUAGACAGUUCUGUGAAGCUAAGAGGGUUUGAUGAAGGAUACCUCAGCGUAUAUUAUAUAUAACAAGUCUGCUAAACAAAACAAAUCUUUGAAUGUGGCUUGGUUUUUAUUUUGUGUUUAAAGGAAAGUUUUCGGAUUAUUGAAUGUGUCGGACAACAGCGCUGUAAAGACUUUUUUUCCUGUUUCUCUUGAGUUCUUUCAUUUUAUUAUUUGUAAAUGUCUUUUUGAAAUGAUUACCCCGCAGGUGUAAGAUUUAGGCUUUCUGUUUCAAAACAGGUGCAAUAGGGUGUAACUUGAAUCUCUAACAAGGUGAAGGAAGAGGUGAAGUUUGCAUGUGAGGAUGACUGUUUCAUUAAAUUCUAUUUUUCAAACAUAA
Scatophagus argus is the source of this 13019-nucleotide messenger RNA. RefSeq names its product PKHD1 like 1, tandem duplicate 1 (gene pkhd1l1.1). The coding region runs from base 180 to 12647 and encodes 4155 amino acids. The record is from RefSeq and is a predicted model, not a curated record. NCBI's taxonomy places the organism in Eukaryota, Metazoa, Chordata, Actinopteri, Scatophagidae. The transcript has 75 exons.